Colletotrichum graminicola M1.001 is the source of this 3648-nucleotide messenger RNA. RefSeq names its product WD domain-containing protein. The record is from RefSeq and is a predicted model, not a curated record. NCBI's taxonomy places the organism in Eukaryota, Fungi, Ascomycota, Sordariomycetes, Glomerellales, Glomerellaceae. Gene Ontology annotation, molecular function: protein binding; ATP-dependent chromatin remodeler activity; ATP binding. The transcript has 13 exons. Bases 1 to 3648 code for a protein of 1215 amino acids.
AUGCUCGUUGGAAAUUAUCUCUAUGGGCAAGGCAGCCAUUCCGACGACAUUUCGUUAUUUAUCGACCAGUGUAACGAACUUCUCGAGGACCAACCCAAGUUGUAUCUCCAGGACCCAGUUGGGUGCGACCGGAAUGUGCCAUACUGCAACCCUCAACGUUUACCCCCACUGGAUCCGACGACCUAUCCGCAUACGCUAGAUCUGGAACAAAAGCGUCAAAGCUUUGUGGAACUGGAAGAUCUUGAGCCGCCACCGGAAUUGCUGGAGCUUUUGGACUCCCAAGAAGACUUGCCAGAAGCUCUGCAGCCACCGGCGAUAGCAACACCGUUGAAAAGACACCAGAAGCAAGCAUUGACGUUCAUGUUGCGACGAGAACAAGGUUGGGCGUUUGACGGAACGAGACCCGAAAUCUGGGAAGCAGAAGAAACAGAGAUUGGAAUACGGUUUGCCAACCGAAUUUCGGGCACCCGCCAAGCACAAGAACCUCCUGCCUUUUACGGCGGGAUCAUUGCGGAUCCGAUGGGCUUCGGCAAAACGCUUGCAAUGAUUACUCUUGUUGCUUCGGAUUCUUACAAUACUGCACUAAGUGACGCACCCAAGCUGUCUGGAGUCUUGGGAGAGGAUUCUUGUGGCUUGACGUUGAUUGUCGUCCCACCAGCUCUGCUUGGAACAUGGGAGGAAGAGCUAUAUAGACAUACAGAGCCUCAGAGAUUGCCAUGGCACCUAUACCGUGGAAAGAAUCGCCAAAGGCAGACCGAAAAACUCGUAAACAUGACGAUACUUUUGACAACUUACCACACAGUAUCCACGGAGUGGCGCACUGGUGCUGGUCACGCGUCUUCGAUUCUGUUCACGACCCGGUGGAGGCGAGUUAUACUGGAUGAAGCACACUAUAUCCGCAAUAGUUACUCAAAAAUGGCUAGCGCCGUGUGUGCUAUUGAUUCCGUCUCACGUUGGGCUGUCCUUGGCACUCCGAUUCAAAACCAUCUCAACGAUCUGGCCACCCUCCUCAAAUUCCUGAGUGUCUAUCCCUAUAACCAUAAAAGGGUUUUCGACGCGGAUAUAUCGCAUAUGUGGAAGGCCGGUAACGACUUCGAGGCAGUCAAGAGACUAAAACGUUUGGCCGGCUGCCUGUUGCUCCGACGGCCCAGGAAAACGGUCGAGUUACCACCGAGACACGAUCGGGCGUGUUACGUUGAGUUCCAACCUGAUGAAAGAGAGCUCUACAACCAGAUCAGAUCCCAAACUAUUGCCCAGAUUGACCGUGUCUUGCUCCAAGGCAAUCACGAUAAAGGAGCGCCGUCUACAUUUACCGUCUUACAGCAGAUCGUCGGGAUGAGGUUGGUGUGCAACCUUGGACUGUUCUACCCAAGCAGGCAUGAUACCUCAGCCUUGGCUACAAAUAAGCCCACGACGAAAGAUUGGAACCAGGCGGCACAAAGUGAAUUCAACUUCCGGUUCAACGAGAUGGGUAGUAUUCAUUGCCAUCUUUGCGCUUUUACGCUGGACGCCGCCUAUACUCCUCUUGAUGAUCCAGGGGCUACAAAUUCUUCCUUUUCACGAUGCUCGAAAUUCUUCUGUCCAAGCUGCGUUCGAGCAGCAGCUCGCGAUAUUAACACAAGCAAAUGCGGACAUAACCCGCCCUGUCCAAUAGCUUCCGUGUCGACAAGUGCGGCCAGCUUGGAGACCAUACCCAUCUCGAUGUCAAUCGAACAGAUCGCAGGAUCAGGGUAUCUCCCUACCAAAGUGGCCGCCCUAAUAGAAGGUCUUCAAGCAACACCAAGCGAUGUCAAGUGUGUUGUGUUCUCAACCUGUACGAUGACUCUCGAUGUCGUUGAGGUAGGGCUUGGCCAAGUUGGCAUUUCAGUGCUUCGCUAUGAUGGCAAGGUGCCACACAAGGAAAGACAGAGAGUUGUCGAGAGAUUCCGCAAUGACCCGUCAAUACGUGUGCUGUUGCUUACCCUUUCCUGCGGUGCUGUUGGGCUGAAUCUAACUGCUGCUUCGCGGGCAUACUUGAUGGAACCAAACUGGAAUCCAACCCUUCAAGACCAGGCACUGGCAAGGAUCCACAGGAUGGGACAAGAAAAUGAAGUCACUACAAUACAAUUCUAUAUACGUGAUUCUUUUGAAGAGGUUGUUGUUAAAAAUCAGAAACUCAAGAGGGAGCUUGCAGGCAUUUUGCUUGCACAGGGUGAUCUCGUCAUGAUCACGAGUCUCUCCACACUUCUAUUCAACUACCAGCAUACGGUUAAGGAGUUGCUGCAGCUUUUCAGCCACCCGGGUGCUAGCUUCCGGGAACUGGAAAGGUUCAAGCUCUGGUCUUGUCCACUGGCAAGCACUGGGUUUGAGAGCGAAAAUCUCCGAAAUGAUCACGAAAAGGUUCAUGAACCUCGAGUUUCGUGCAAGGUGCUCGGCUGUCAGUAUCCUCCGUUCGCCUCCGCCUCGGCUUUGAGGAAACAUCAUUCCAAAGAACACACCAAAGGUGCUCCCAUGUUCAGAAUCCGAGCGCCGAAUUCGAGAAAGUCCCCAUUCGUUCCAAAACAAAAAGCCUCUCCCUCUCAACGUCAAUAUCAAGAGCCUAUUGUGGAUUCGAGUCAUACGUCAGCUGCAGCUCCGACCGAUUUUGAUGACAAGACGCUCGUGAACUUGGAUUUCCAUUGUGCCAGUUUCAAAGACAGGUACUAUGGUGAUGACUGGUUCGCGGUUUCUAAUCCAUCCCUGUCUCCUAAAUUGGACAUCAGUCUUGUCCACGCUAUGAAUCAUGACGAUGUAGUUGUCUGCGUUCGCUUUAGCUUUGACGGCAAGUACAUUGCUACGGGCACUUAUCUUACAACUCACAUCUACAACGUCGAAACUGGCGAGCAGCUUGCUGUCUUCGAGGAUCGUGAAGAUGAUGAUUCUGAAAUCAUUUAUGAUAGAGAUGUGUGUUUUACCCCAGACAACAAGUACCUCGUUACCAACGGCAAGCAUGUUCUGAUUUAUGUCUAUGACAUCCGAAGCAAAAAAGUCGUCAACCGUUUCUCGGGACAUACCAAUAGUAUUUAUUCUGUGGAUGUUUCAAGAGACGGGCGCAUACUGGCGUCUGGAGGUUCCGACCGUACUGUUCGUCUUUGGAAUCUUCAGGGCGAAGCUCCCAACAUGACGCUUAUUGCACAGGAUGGCGUUCUUUGUGUGGCUAUUUGUCCUAACUCGAGAUUUAUUGCCGCUAGCUGCCUUAACAACAUUCAUAUUUGGGAACUAGCUACGGGGAACAUGGUGGCGCAUCUGAAAGGACACCUUAGCCUUGUCAAUUCUAUCGCCUUCGCAGGGGGCGUAUCGGAGCUUGUCAGCGGCGCCUACGAUAAGACGGUAAAGGUUUGGAAACUCGAUCUCACAGGCCGAGGGGAAAGUCGAUGCAUCAAGAGUUUCAAAGGACACUCGGAUGACGUUUUAUCGGUUGCUUCUACUUCAGAUGAGGAUUGGUUUCUUUCUGGCUCCCAGGAUUGUACGGCACGUCUUUGGAGUCGCUCUACUGGUACGGUCGGAUUGUCAUUGACUGGUCACACGCAAUCAGUCGUGGGUGUAGCUGCAAGCCCAAUUGGUGGCUACUUUGCCACUGCGUCGCAUGACAAGAAGGCAAGGAUCUGGAAGUACAGUAGUGGAAGUUGA